Molecule: messenger RNA, 1275 nt
Organism: Dictyostelium discoideum AX4
Lineage: Eukaryota; Evosea; Eumycetozoa; Dictyosteliales; Dictyosteliaceae
Exons: 2
Coding region: 1-1275 (424 amino acids)
Source: RefSeq, a predicted model, not a curated record
AUGAAUACAUUUUUUAAAAGACAUAAACAAAAAUUAAAAGAAGAAAUUAAAAAACUUGAAGAAUCAAAAAUAGAGUUACAAAAAAACCAUGAUCUCUCAUUUAUUGAAAUAAAUAAAAAAAUUUCAAUUUUUAAAUGUAACCUUAAUGCUCUUGACAACAAUGAAACUCAAUCAUUACAAAAUAAAAUUUCCCAACUAGAAGAAUUUAUCGAAAAUGAAGAAAAUAAUAAAAAACGUGAAAUUGAAAAAAUUGUCAACGACAAAAAUGAAGAAAUUCAAAACCACAAAAACCAACUCAAUAAAUACAUUUCAAGAUUGAACCAAAAUGAAGUAGAAUAUAAAAAAAUAGAAAAUGAUUUAAUAAGAAUGAAAGAAAUCAGAUCAAUUGAAAUUAGUUACUCUGCUUUAGAAAGUAAAAGUAAACUUUCUCAUAUGGGCAACCAACUUCCAAAGUCCACAGACAUUAAAGAUUUAAUGGAAGAUUUCUAUAGUUCAAUUGAAAGCUACUUACUUGGAACCUGUUUAGAACAUUAUUCCGAAGAGUUUUGUGCCAAUUUUAUUAAACAUAUAUUUGUUAGUUCAUAUAAAACAUGUAAAAAAAUUGUUACUAAUGAAUUUGGUAAUAUUUUUAAAAAUUCUCCAACUGACAAUCAAGAAUAUUAUUUUAGACGUUUAAUUUUCUCUUUAAUUGAUAUCCUCAUAGAAAGGGCUUGCAAAAUUUUAAAUGAAAAACUUUCAAAUGAGCUAUCAAAAAAUCAUAAUCAUAAUAAAAAUUAUUUGAAAAUGGCCCAUAGUUUUAUUAAGGAUUGUUGUAAAUUCAAUUUCAGUAUUCUCUUAUCACAACCAAAAGUCAAAUACAAUGAAAUUGAUGAAAUUGGAAAAGAGUACUCUGAAAAAGAACAUAAAUCAUUUGGAAAGAUUCCUUCUGAUUCUAAAAUGUGUGUUGAUUUAUUAAUAAUUCCAUCAAUCCAUUUGGCUUCAGAUAAUAAUAAAAUAACUCCAAGCUACGUACUAUUAAAACCAAUUGAUCUUACUCCUCAAUUAACUAAAGAAACCAAUGAGAUCACACCCAUGAAGUCGCCUCUUACUGUUGAUGAUGCAAGUAAUGAAAAAUUCUAUGAGACAAACAACUCUAUGGAUUAUUGCUAUGUUAAAAUCAAUACCUAUCUUGAACACCCUGAAAUUAUCACUUAUGGUAAAACAUCAUCAAGUGGUCAAGCAUAUAUUGAUAACUUUGAAAAUAACUCUUCAAACAAAAUGCAACCAACUUCUUAA